Molecule: messenger RNA, 5516 nt
Organism: Osmerus eperlanus (European smelt)
Lineage: Eukaryota; Metazoa; Chordata; Actinopteri; Osmeriformes; Osmeridae
Gene: irs2b
Product: insulin receptor substrate 2b
Exons: 2
Coding region: 241-3507 (1088 amino acids)
Biological process (GO): insulin receptor signaling pathway
Cellular component (GO): plasma membrane; cytosol
Molecular function (GO): insulin receptor binding; phosphatidylinositol 3-kinase binding
Source: RefSeq, a predicted model, not a curated record
CGUCUUUUUUUGUAACCAAAGCUGUAUGUGUGGAACGUCACAUGUUGUUUCUCUUCUGACUCUCGGUCACUUAGCGAUGCGUGUUAUUUACAGUUCAACUGCUUUAGAAGUCGAACGCUCAACCGACUCCGGGAGUGAUACGGAGCCAUAGACAGACACGGACUAAAUUGAAGUUUAACUUGGAACGUCUGAGAAGUGAGGACAUAACAAGUAACGACAAUUGAGAGUUGUAUUUGAAGAAUGGCAAGUCCGCCAAACACUGGAGGACAAUUGCUAUCCAAUAACGCAAAUACUAACAACAAUAUAAAAAAAUCUGGAUACCUCAAGAAGCAGAAACAUGGACAUAAGCGAUACUUCGUACUGAGAGAGCCGAGCGAGGGAUUUUCUGCCCGGCUGGAGUACUAUGAGAGCGAGAAGAAAUGGAAAAGCAAGUCGGCGCCAAAGAGGGUUAUUCCUUUGGACUCUUGCCUCAAUAUAAACAAGAGAGCGGACGCAAAACACAAACACCUCAUCGCCCUUUACACCAAGGACGAAUAUUUUGCAGUGGCGGCGGAAAACGACCAAGAACAGGAAAACUGGUAUCGAGUCUUAACGGAUUUAAUGAGCGAGGGAAAAGUGUACGACGGCUCCGCUUCUAAUUCUGCCUCCUCGUUGGUGGGGUUUGAUGAGGCAAACUACGGGAUGAUUACGCCGGUUACUGCCGCUUACAAGGAGGUCUGGCAGGUAAACCUCAAGUCCAAAGGGCUUGGACAGAGCAGGAAUCUCACCGGGGUGUACAGGCUGUGUUUAUCCAGCCGGACUAUUAGCUUCGUCAAACUCAACUCCGAGGUGGCGUCAGUCAGCCUGCAGCUGAUGAACAUACGGAGGUGCGGCCACUCUGACAGCUUCUUUUUCAUCGAGGUCGGCAGAUCGGCAGCAACGGGCCCCGGAGAGCUCUGGAUGCAGGCUGAUGACUCCGUAGUGGCUCAAAACAUUCACGAGACCAUCCUCGAGGCUAUGAAAGCCAUGAAAGAGCUCUCGGAAUUCCGGCCGCGCAGCAAGAGCCAAUCUUCAAGCACCAACCCUAUCUCCGUGCCUACCCGCCGGCACCUCAACAAUCUCCCCCCGAGUCAGACGGGACUCAUUCGCCGCUCGCGCACGGACAGUACGGCUGCGACUUCCCCCGUGAGUAAAUUCUCCUCUUGUCGGAUCCGCACGGCCAGUGAGGGAGACGGCACCAUGACGCGGCCAAUGUCUGUUAAUGGGAGCCCUUUGAGCCCCGGGGUACACCGAACGCUGCUUGGGCGGUCCAACACCAUCACAGCCCGUCCCAGCCGGACGUUCGAUUCCUCCACCCUGCAGCACAGUAAGUCCAUGUCCAUGCCACUGUCCAACUCGUCCCCCCCAGGCCCGGCCACCUCCAGACCAGCCAGCCUUUCCUCCUGUGGGGACAGCAGGGACAGCAGCACCCCCCGGCCCAGCAGCUGUUGUGCCUCCCCCUCCCCCAGCGAUGCAGGGUUCCUCUCGUGCGAGGAGUAUGGCUCCAGUCCGUCAGACAUCCGGGAUCUCCGGCUCACGCUGCGCAGCAACACCCCCGAGUCCAUGAGCGCCGACACGCCCCCCUCCCGUGACCCCACUGGUCUCCACGGUUACAUGGUGAUGGAACGGAGCCAUGGUGGUUACCGCCGGCUGUCGGAGCUGGACAAGGCCUACCGGAAGCGCACAUACUCUCUGACUACCCCACGCCAACAGAGAAUGGCGCCCCAGAUCUCUUCUGCAUCCCUGGAUGAAUACACGCUUAUGAGGGCCACUUACACCAAUGGCAGCCAAUCAGGUCACAGGUCUCACACCGCCUCUCCAAAAGUGACCUAUCGAGAGGACUACGGCGACGUCCAGAUCGGCUCCAACGGUCACCUUGGAGACAGCGGGUACAUGCCCAUGACGCCUGGCGUAGCACCCCAAACCCUGGGGGCCAGAGACCCCACCUACAUGCCUAUGAGCCCCAUGUGUGUGUCGGCCCCCAAGCAGAUCCUCAACCCCCGCUCUCACCCCUCUCCUGCUGGGCCAGGGCCCAGGACUGAAUCCCCUGGCAGCCAGUCCUUGGAGGACAGUGGCUACAUGAGGAUGUGGUGUGGGGCAAAGAUGUCUGUGGAGAACUCUGACGGGAAGCUAACCAAUGGAGACUACCAUAACAUGUCUCCUGUAGACCACCUGGUCUCCGUCACCCCCCCAGACUACCUCCUGAGUGACACGGCUCCCCUCGCCCACAAGCACCCCUACGGGGUGAGCCCCCUGCCCCGACCCUUCCAAGUGCAGCGCUGCGGGGAGACCGACACCGACCAGUACGUGCUGAUGAGUUUGCAGGGGCAGAGCAUCCAGGAGGAGUCCAACUACUGCCCCCUCUCGCCCGGGAAGGCCGGAGCCGGCUCCCCUGCGCCUCCCUCGCCUUCCUCCUUGGCUCCCUCCCCGCUCCGAGCCGGGGGCUGGGCACAGGGGGGGCUGGUCCUCAGGGGGAGGGUCAACCGGCCCACUCGUCUGGCGCUGGAGUCUCUCCGUACCCUGCCCUGUAUGAGCGAGCACCCCCUCCCCUCGGAGCCCAGGAGCCCCGGGGAGUACGUCAACAUCGACUUCGGCGGCAGCUGCGCCGAGCGGUUGAAGUGUGCGCCCGUUGCCGUGACGACGGGCAGCCCCGUCCCCCCGCUGGGAAAGUCCCCGCCUCUCCCCGGUGCCGCCGUCAGCGGAGUCGGACUCGGGGGUUCCACCUCCCCGCCCCGCCGCCAGGGUCUGCCCGGAACAGAGGAGGCGGGAGAAGAGGAGGAGGAGAGCGGAAGAAGAGACGGAGAGGCGAAGGAAGAGAGGAGGGUGGAGGUUUGUCUGUCGGCCCCAGUGAAAGAUGACUACACCGAGAUGACCUUCAGCCCCAUUCCACCCCCUUCUGCCCCUCUACUCGCCAAAGACGCCCCCCCCCUCCCCACCAGCCCCACCGCCUGUGUCCAGAGACUGAGCCUGGGUAGCGAGACUGUGGGGGCCGUCCCCCCUGUCCCAGAGGAAGCCUUACUCCUGGGGGGCUCGUCUCUCUCCAUUCCCCCCUCGCUGGACCCAGACCGAGGGGCCAAGGUGAUAAAAGCCGACCCCCAAGGCCGCAGGCGGCACAGCUCAGAGACCUUUUCUUCCACCACUACCGUCACACCUGUCUGUCCAUCCUUCGCCCACGAGUCCAAGCGCCACAGCUCCGCAUCUGUGGAGAACAUGUUCCGGCCCGUACGGAACUCCGAGGGUUCGGACGAGGAGGGCGGUAGUGGAGGCAGCCCCAUGUGCAGGGAGACGUCGGCAGGCUUCCAGAACGGACUUAACUACAUAGCCUUGAACUUGAUGGAGGGAAGCUUGGCGGGCUGUAGCCUAUCAGGCUGUGAGGGACUGCUGAGGUACAAGACAGCCUGUGGGUGUAAAGGGGGCAUUAACGGGUUCAACACCAGCCCUUAUGCCAGCCUCGGCUUCAAGGAGACUGCCACAGCAGUGAAAGACUAAAGGCUGGAGGCCCGGCCCACCUCCACCCCUCUCUGCUCUCCCUUUACACCCUCUCUCUCUCUCUCUCUCUCUCUCUCUCUCUCUCUCUCUCUCUCUCUCUCUCUCUCUCUCUCUCUCUCUCUCUCUCUCUCUCUCUCUGUAAACAAGGGAUCAGGCUGCAGUCUUGUGACGGGGUCGCCACACCAACAGCUGCAGCAGACGACCCCCUGACCGCCACCCCUCCUUCCCGGGGUCACAGGGGCCGCCAUCGUCAUGGCAACAUCGACACUUGACCCCUCCCUCUCGGCCCCCAAACAUUCAGGGGCCAUCUUUGCUGCUGCUCAUUAGAAGAUUAUGGACAUUUCAAAUAGAUAACACUUUAAGAGGAAUAUAUUCUGUAUUUAUAUAUUCUGUGUACAUACAGUUAUUUCUAUAAAAGUAUAAUAAUAAUAAUGAUUAUAAUGAUAAUGAUUAUUAAUAUUAGUGUCUCCGCUCAUUUUGAGCCAGUCACCCUAACCUUUAUUUGACCUUUGAACCAAACCCAGAGAGAUGAGAUUUGUGACCACACAAACACACCCACACACACACACAUCCUCAAACACAUCAUUACAUGAAUGUAUUUAUUUAUACUGUAUAUGUAUAUAUAUACACAUAUUUAAUAUAUAUAUAUAUACAGAUAUUUAUAGUCUGUGUGAGGUGGAAAUUUAUGACUAUAUUUAACUAGUAAAUAAGUUGUUUAAACCCCUACCUCAGCACAAACCAGAUUAGUACUUAGUAAGACUCCACAACUAGAGAUGGAAAUAUGGAUUUAUUUUCAAAGGUGAAUGUUUUUCUAACCACCAAUCCAAAGCCUUACUGUGCUGUUUGCCCGUCGGACAGACGCUUAUUUUGGACCUAUAUACAAGCAGCAAAUCAAAGAUUGAACAGAUCACCAUGGAGACAGAAUGUUUGCCAAUACGAGUGGGUCUAAAAGAUAGAAUCAGUGACGUAAAUCGUCAGAGAGGAUUUAAUAACCAGCUACUCAACUCCCCUCAAUUUUUACGGCUUGAUGUCAUGGCGUGCAAGUACAAUAACCCCCCAGGCCCUGAACACAAUGCUGUCUCUCCUACCCCAUCUCUGGGGGGCCAAGGACACCUUUUUGGGGUCCAUUGUCAUCUUGCUGAGCCUGGCUUUAACCUCUGGUAUUAACAGUUACUAUAUUCUGAGAUUCACACACACUAUAGAAACUCAAAGUAGUAGGCUGUAUGGGUCAUAACAAAGAUCAUACAGUUAGGUACACAAACUCAAAUGGAGAAGAGGAACCAGUGGUUCCUAAGGGCAUGACACACAGACCUACGCAAACACACGCACAUGGCAUGUCCCAACCUGGCCUCUGGGUGUGUGUGUUGUGACUGACUCACACAAACAAAAACACGUUGACUCUCUUUCACCUUGGACCUAGAUGGACCUAGAUUGAACCCCCUCACGCCCACCACAUUCGCCCACUUGUGGUGGCGGCCCCAACUUCAACCCAGGCUGCUGCUCUUUGUCACAUGACCUCAGUGAAUGCAAUAUGUUUGAUGGGAGUUUGGUACGACAUUAGAGUAUUGGCACAGACCAUAUUCAUGGAUAUUUUUCUUACAUAACUCGGCACUGAGGACACGUCUUGCCUGCUGAUUGGCUGGCUUCUACAGUAGUUGUCAGCAACAUAGUGGGUUGUAGUGGGUCAAACCAGAACUAACGCAUGGUCUUGCACUUACAAACUUACUAGAUUGUAACACAAGACACGUUUGAAUGUAGGACGCUCAUCCACACCUGGGUCACAUGGUUGGCUCCAGUCUGCCUGGAGCAUCAAGUGGGCGGGGUUUGGAAUAUUUGGGACCAGUCCUUUUGUUCUAUCCUAGAUCAACCAAGUCCAGAUUAGUAUUUGAUAUGAAUUCAAAUAGUAUUUCGACCCAGGUCUGUAUUCAACUUAAGAACAGAACAAUCGCCAUAACAUUCGAUAUAAAUACAACAACGACAACAACAUGGACAAGAUACAGAAUGAGACA